AAAGUACAGUAAAAAGUAGCUGCUCAGCAGAAGAUGGGAUCUGGCUUUUCAACUUACCGGCCCAAGGCAAUUUAUUUGGAUAUUGAUGGAAGAAUUCAAAAGGUGGUGUUUAGCAAAUAUUGCAGCUCCAGUGACAUCAUGGAUCUAGUUUGCAUCGCAACUGGUUUACCUCGGAAUACAACAAUAUCACUUUUGACCAUAGAUGAUGCUAUGGUUUCUAUUGAUCCAACAAUGCCAACAAAUUCAGAAAGCACUCCUUACAAAGUGAGACCCGUAGCCAUCAAACAAUUCUCUGAAAAAGAGGAGUUAUUCCAGAGUGUGUUGACACAGGUUGCUGAGCAGUUUUCAAGGGCUUUCAAAAUCAAUGAACUGAAAACUGAAGUUACUAAUCACUUGGCAAUGCUGGAGAAACGAUUUGAAUUGGAAGGACUCAAAGUGGUGGAGAUUGAAAAAUGCAAGAGUGACAUCAAAAAGAUGAGGGAAGAGAUGGCUGCAAGAAACAACAGGACAACCUGUCCCUGUAAGUAUGGUUUGUUGGAUAACAACAGGAAGUUGAUACCACAGAGAGAUAUCCCAGCCUAUCCAAAGUACAUGCUUUCUCAAGAGACUAUAGAAGCUCUCAAGAAGCCUACAUUUGAUGUCUGGCUCUGGGAGCCCAAUGAGAUGCUAAGCUGUUUAGAACACAUGUACCAUGAUCUUGGUCUAGUCAAAGAUUUUAAUAUCAACCCUAUCACGCUAAAGAAGUGGCUGCUUUGCAUCCAUGAUAACUAUAGAAACAACCCUUUUCAUAACUUUCGACACUGCUUCUGUGUGACCCAGAUGAUGUAUUGCAUGAUAUCUCUCUGCUUUCUCCAGGAAAAGUUUUCUCAAAUGGAUAUCUUAGUUCUAAUGACUGCAGCUAUCUGCCAUGAUCUGGAUCACCCAGGAUACAAUAAUACUUACCAGAUUAAUGCACGCACAGAGCUUGCAAUACGUUACAAUGAUAUUUCACCUCUGGAGAACCAUCACUGUGCAGUGGCUUUCCAGAUCAUUUCCCAGCCUGAAUGCAAUAUUUUCUCCAAUGUAACACCAGAAGAUUUCAAAAAGAUAAGGCAGGGGAUAAUUACAUUAAUCCUGGCCACUGACAUGGCAAGACAUGCAGAAAUUUUGGAUUCUUUUAAGGAAAAAAUGGAAAAUUUUGACUACACAAAUGAGGAACAUAUGAUUUAUCUAAAAAUGAUAUUGAUAAAAUGCUGUGAUAUAUCCAAUGAAGUCAGACCAAUGGAAGUAGCAGAACCCUGGGUUGACUGUUUAUUAGAAGAAUAUUUCAUGCAGAGUGACAGAGAAAAAUCUGAAGGACUUCCAGUGGCACCUUUCAUGGACCGAGAUAAAGUGACCAAACCUACAGCCCAAAUUGGAUUCAUCAAGUUUGUUUUGAUCCCAAUGUUUGAAACAGUUACCAAGCUUUUUCCUAUGGUUGAAGAAUUGAUGCUUCAGCCUCUUUGGGAAUCUAAAAAUCGUUAUGAGGAAUUAAAAAAAAUAGAUGAUGCCAAGAAAAAGGCCAUUUAUGAGGAAGAUUAGAAGACUGUUGAACUCAGUUAUAGACUGGUCUAUUAGAUAUCUCGGGAUUCUUCAGCACAGAACAAAGAUGAUACAUCCUGAAGUCUUACAGAACCCUAUUUUCUAAAGAACUGAAUUAUUAUUAAUGGAAAAACUAAGAGAAGAGGAAAGGGAGAUGUCAAAGGAAAGGAGAACUGAAUUCAUCAUAGUCUAUAGAAUUUUAUUUUUAAACUGUCUUUUAAAUAACAUAUUCUUAUACAGAAAGAGGUACUGUUCUUACUUUGUACAUUUGUGUGUAAAAUAGCUACUUUUGUUUCAAAAUAAACACUUGUUGAAUAAAUGUUUAAUUGAAAACAGGAAGCAUUUCUACUAUUCACAUAUGAAGAAAAGGAAAUUUAUACUUUUUCUAGAACAUAUUUUAGAACAAUUGACAGGUAUGAUGAUAUACAUAUAUAUAUAUAUAUAUAUGAAAACUAGUUAUAAUAUUAAAACUUGGAAUGGUAUAUAUGUACAAGCAAAUAGAAUGUGCUUCUGAAAUGUUCAUGCAGUAAGAAUGAAACCCAUUCAUAUGUAUCAUGUGGACAUAUACGAUAUGUCAGCCUAUACAGUAUAAUUGAGGGUGAACUGAUUCAGUAUCCUAUGAGUAUAUGUAAACAUGUAAAAUGAUUGUGAAUGAAAACAAAAAUAUGUCCAUUUCCAGUGAAAUGAUGAUUUAAAUGUUUGCUUUAAAGAUUAGGGAGGGCAACAAUUUCAAGAAAUUUGGCAUUUGGGGAAGGCAAAACUACGGUUUUUGACUAGCUUCUUAUCAAAAAUUAUCUGAUAAACUAUCACUUUAAAUGUUCUAGAAAUAUUUUGUAUAACAAGAUACCCAUAGAAGUUGAGGACAAAGCCUAUAAUUGUUUACAUUUGCUUUAAUUCUUUCUGGAAAAGAAUUAGACAUAUACUAAGCCAUGUUUUCCAACUUCAAGACUUUAUUUUAAACCUAGAUAAUUUUUUUAAAAAUAAUAGUCAACAAUAUCUUCUAUGUGAAGUAAAAUUUGUCUCUAUAUAGUGAGGUUUUCCUUUCAAGAGGAUUCGUAAAACAGGAGUUGGAAUGAUUGAAAAACAUUUCUUUUUUUAAAUAAAUUUUUUUUGAUCUUUUGGGAUUUUUUAAUUUUACCACAAUUUUUCCCAAUAUCUCUCCCACUUUCCCUUCCAUAGAGUUAUCCCAUAUAUAACAUGUUAUUUUUUACAAGCCGAAAAAGAAGAAAAAGAUGAAAAAUCUUCAUAACUGAUCAUUACAUUUUUAAAGUCUGAAAACAUGUACAAU
Messenger RNA from Sarcophilus harrisii (Tasmanian devil), 2848 nucleotides. RefSeq names its product phosphodiesterase 9A (gene PDE9A). Gene Ontology annotation, molecular function: 3',5'-cyclic-GMP phosphodiesterase activity. The transcript is spliced from 18 exons. The coding region runs from base 34 to 1560 and encodes 508 amino acids. The record is from RefSeq and is a predicted model, not a curated record. NCBI's taxonomy places the organism in Eukaryota, Metazoa, Chordata, Mammalia, Dasyuromorphia, Dasyuridae. Gene Ontology annotation, biological process: cGMP catabolic process.